Exophiala xenobiotica is the source of this 1983-nucleotide messenger RNA. RefSeq lists its product as uncharacterized. Bases 223 to 1878 code for a protein of 551 amino acids. Gene Ontology annotation, molecular function: clathrin binding; phospholipid binding. Gene Ontology annotation, cellular component: clathrin vesicle coat; endosome; plasma membrane. The record is from RefSeq and is a predicted model, not a curated record. Gene Ontology annotation, biological process: Golgi to endosome transport; endocytosis. Lineage: Eukaryota; Fungi; Ascomycota; Eurotiomycetes; Chaetothyriales; Herpotrichiellaceae. The transcript is spliced from 5 exons.
CGAGAUAUAUACCUGGUAGGCUGUACUCGGUAAGUCGGGGAAGAGCUCAAGGGGCUGAAGUCCUCUUGGCUGCGGUGUGCUCGAACCAGUCCUCCAACUCUCAUCAUUAAUUGUUUACCACAACUGGCUUCGCUCAAAGCGCCCGGUCUUCUGCAGUGCUAGAAUUUCCUCUUUGAAUUCGGGUGCCCUGUCUCCUCAGGGCACAUUCAAUCUCCCGGCAAGAUGGAUUUCGAAAGCCUGAAGAACCAGGUCAGCAACUUGACCCUCUACGACAUUAAAGCUGGUGUACGAAAGGUUCAAAAUGCUGUUAUGAACCUGACAGAGAUGGAGUCUAAGGUCCGGGAAGCCACGAACGGAGAUCCUUGGGGCGCGUCAGCUACACUGAUGCAAGAGAUCGCUCAAGGAACACAUAAUUACCAGCAAUUGAACGAGAUCAUGCCCAUCAUUUACAAAAGAUUCACCGACAAGACCGCAGAAGAGUGGAGGCAGAUAUACAAGGCUUUGCAAUUACUGGAAUACCUCUGCAAGCACGGCUCAGAACGAGUCAUCGAUGAUGCCAGAUCCCACCUCUCCCUCCUACGAAUGCUUCGGCAAUUCCACUACAUCGAUCAGAACGGCAAAGACCAGGGUAUCAAUGUUCGAAACCGUUCCGCUGAGCUUGUCAAGAUGUUGAGCGAUGUUGAUACCAUCCGAACAGAACGAAAGAAGGCACGUCAAAACAAAAACAAGUACGGCGGCGUAGAGGGUGGGAUGGGCAUGGGCAUGGGAGGCAGUUUCUCCAGUGGAAGUCGAUACGGAGGCUUCGGUAGCGAGACUGGCGGAUUUGGCGGCUACCAAGGCGAAGUCUAUGGAGACGGUGGUGGCUUUGGUGGCCGCGAGACCGACUUCUCCGGUACACAGCGUCGUGCAGAUCAAUUCGAAGAGUAUGACGAGGCGGAUGACGAAGAGAUGACCAGACCUGCAAGGACCACAACCACACGGACAACACCAGCUACAGCUACAACGGCCAAGCGGGAACCUCCCAAACCAAAAGCUCCGGAACAAGAUCUCUUUGAUUUUGGCGACGAACCUGCGCCUGCCACAUCCAACGGUAAAGCGCGCGCUGCUACAGGCGGACCUGGUGACUUCGGGGCAAUGCAAAGCAGUGCUACGAACGACGACGACGAUGAUUUCGAUGACUUCCAGUCCGCGACGAGUCCAGCGACUACUCAACCGGUCAUGAGUUCAAUGGCUUCAAUUGCUCCUCCGCCUGCGACCACAUCGACCACAACAUCAGCUACUAAAUUCGCUGCGCCCACGCCACUGGCUCCUGGUCAGGCCUCCAGUUUCAACAACAUUCUUUCCACUGCAUCUCCAGCUCCUUCGGCUACAUCUUCCAUAAUGUCCCCAACUUCGUCGACAUUUUCACCUCCGCCUACUCAGAAGCCGGCACAGUCUAUGCAGCCUAUGCAGCCAGCAGGAGGUUACAAGUCCAGUGGGCCAAAUUAUUUCACUUCAGUCCCCAUGUCUCAAUCAUCAACAUCAGCAGCCUCGACACCAAUGAGCGCAACGACGCCUUCAUACUCAUCAUCCACAACAGCAGCUUCACUCGGUAAACCAGUACAAAAGCCAGCCUCGGGUGCUGGUGGUGAUGCUUUCGGAUCACUGUGGUCUUCUGCGAGUACCAAGGCAGGCGUCAAGAGCAAUACAGCAGCCGGAAAGGGGCCUGACUUGGCAAGCAUGGCGAAAGCGAAGAGUCAGGCUGGGAUAUGGGGAGCCGCAUCAGCCUCAAGCUCAACACCAAGACCAGGAGCUGUAGCACCAACACCUAACACUGCCGCGGAUCAAGGGAAACCCAGCGCAUCCUUGGGCAACGGGCUGGAUGAUCUUCUUGGAUAGACAAAACGUGCGAUGGAUUUAUGAAGAGUGAUCAGAAAUCAUAUGCUGAUAUAAGAAUAUAUUGCUUCCCUGCAGCGGCGGCCUAGAAUUUUCAAUGGCAAGACC